AUGCUAGACGUCAAAGGAGUGGGCUCAAAUCUGACACUUGCUGAACAGGACGAGGCUAUAGCGGAUCUGACGUUCUUCUUCGAUGAAUUCGGCUCCACUGGCGCAGUUCGCGACAAGUUGGAGGAACAGGAAAGCGAUAUCAAGCUCCUCCACCAUCAAAUUAGACGUCUACUAAAUCAUCAAAGCGAUGGGUUUGUUCGAGAAGAGGGAGAACGUGACAAAAAAUCUCGUACAGAUAUUGCAGAAGAUGUGGACGAGACGAUGAAAAACUUGGAUUUCUUCAUCAGAACGUUUGGGAGUACGCGUCAAGUGCGUGAAAAGCUAGAACGCCAGAGAGUCAAGGUUGUGGUUUACGUCGCACAGUGCGGUGGCUAA
This is a messenger RNA of Phytophthora nicotianae INRA-310, 375 nucleotides long. RefSeq lists its product as hypothetical. The transcript has a single exon. NCBI's taxonomy places the organism in Eukaryota, Oomycota, Peronosporomycetes, Peronosporales, Peronosporaceae. The record is from RefSeq and is a predicted model, not a curated record. The coding region runs from base 1 to 375 and encodes 124 amino acids.